CUGCCAACCGCCACAUUUCUGAAUCUAACGUUGUCCCUUCAAACUACAAAGUAGAGUGAGUGACCCUGUUCUCUUAUUCCAUACCUCUCUGUCUUUCCUCUCUAUGCAACAAUGGCGGCUACCCACAUUCUCUCUCAAUCCAUCGCUAAAACCCUCCAUCACUUCUCAAACCCUAAAACCCCAAUUCUCACAAAACCUUCUAUCCUGUAUAACAAACCCUUAAGCCAUAAAACCUUAAUUCUCAGAUCAGUUCUUUCCCAAAACAAUUUCAGAACAAAGGCUGUAACUUUAGAAGCUGAAACCACCAAUUUCAAGCAUUGUUUCACCAAAGGAGAAGAUGGGUAUUUGUAUUGUGAAGGGCUUAAAGUGCAACACGUUAUGGAGAAUGUUGAAAAGAGACCAUUUUAUUUGUAUAGUAAACCCCAAAUUACAAGAAAUGUUGAGGCUUAUUUGGAUGCACUUCAAGGGUUGAGAUCAAUUAUUGGUUAUGCUAUUAAGGCUAAUAAUAAUUUGAAGAUUUUAGAGCAUUUAAAGAAGUUGGGAUGUGGGGCUGUUCUUGUAAGUGGUAAUGAACUUAGGCUUGCUUUGGCUGCUGGUUUUGAUCCUACCAAGUGUAUCUUCAACGGAAAUGGGAAGAUACUAGAGGAUUUGACCCUGGCUGCUGAGAGUGGUGUAUUUGUGAACAUUGACAGUGAAUUUGACUUGGACAACAUUGUAUCUGCUGCUAGAAUAGCAGGGAAAAGAGUGAAUGUUUUGCUUCGCAUUAAUCCUGAUGUUGAUCCUCAGGUACAUCCUUAUGUUGCAACUGGGAACAAGAAUUCCAAAUUUGGCAUCAGAAAUGAGAAAUUGCAGUGGUUUCUAGAUGCUGUAAAAGCACAUCCUAAUGAGUUGAAGUUGGUUGGAGCUCAUUGUCAUCUCGGGUCAACAAUUACCAAGGUUGAUAUAUUCAGAGAUGCUGCAGUGCUUAUGGUAGACUACAUUGACCAAAUCCGCGAUCAAGGUUUUGAGAUUAGUUACUUAAACAUUGGAGGGGGUCUGGGAAUAGACUAUUAUCACACUGGUGCUGUUCUACCUACACCUAGAGAUCUUAUCGAUACGGUACGUGAGCUGGUCCUGUCACGAGAUCUCAACCUUAUCAUUGAACCAGGACGAUCACUUAUUGCUAAUACUUGUUGCCUUGUUAAUCGUGUUACUGGUGUCAAGACCAAUGGUACAAAAAAUUUCAUCGUGAUUGAUGGUAGCAUGGCAGAACUUAUCCGUCCGAGUCUUUACGAUGCAUAUCAACAUAUAGAACUAGUUUCUCCAGCUCCAUCAGAUGCAGAGCUAUCCACUUUUGAUGUGGUGGGCCCUGUUUGUGAGUCCGCGGAUUUCUUGGGCAAGGAGCGCGAGCUUCCUACACCAGAGAGGGGAGCUGGAUUAGUAGUCCAUGAUGCAGGUGCCUACUGCAUGAGCAUGGCUUCUACCUACAACCUCAAGAUGCGCCCGCCAGAAUACUGGGUUGUGGAAGAUGGAUCGGUCGCCAAAAUCCGGCAUGGCGAGACAUUUGAAGAUCAUUUACGAUACUUUGCUGGUCUCUAAACUAAAUACUCGAACACUGCCAAUAAUCUUUGCUUCUCAUCCAACCCGAAAAGAUCCCAAAACUGAAAAUGUAUCUUGGACGAGCCGCCUGGACUUCAUAGGUGUGUGUUCCCGCUUCCUCGAAUAGCUUCUCUUAUACUAUCAUAUUGGUUUCAUUCGAACGCUUUUGACACAUUAUGGUACAUCUAUUUAGUAGUCUAAUUUAAGGCAAAUAACGCUUGCACUAUAUUUUGUCCUCAAUUUUGUAUAUGCAAUUCGAGAGGUUGGACUUGAAACCUUAACCACCAUAA
Molecule: messenger RNA, 1868 nt
Organism: Amaranthus tricolor (Joseph's coat)
Lineage: Eukaryota; Viridiplantae; Streptophyta; Magnoliopsida; Caryophyllales; Amaranthaceae
Product: diaminopimelate decarboxylase 1, chloroplastic-like
Exons: 8
Coding region: 112-1578 (488 amino acids)
Cellular component (GO): chloroplast
Molecular function (GO): diaminopimelate decarboxylase activity
Source: RefSeq, a predicted model, not a curated record